UUACAACUGGUGGAAAUUAUAGUCAACAAAAUCAAGAAGUCUGCUGGAUUACCCCCGCCUACUUUGAGGGCUUUUGCAUGUUCUGUUUCUGCAUGGCUUAAGAGGUUGCGCGAUAUUGCUUUAAAGAAGGAAAUGAAGACAAGAGAAGAUGGCAUUAGUACAACCCCUACGUUAUUGGGAUUGGCCACUUCUUUGUCUAGUCUCUGCUCAGGUGCUGAGUAUCUGUUGCAAAUAGUGCAUGGUGCCAUCCCACAGGUGUAUUUUGAGUCUAAUUCGUCUCUUCCUGCUGCUUACUUGGCUGUUCACGUCCUUGACCAUCUUUACAAGAAGCUGGAUGAAGUGUGUCUAGUGCGAGGUGGUGAGGAGGAAGAUUACCAGAUGCUUCUUUAUUUAUUUAUUGGAAGUAUAUUGCCGUAUAUUGAGGGUCUUGAUUCUUGGCUUUUUGAAGGAACACUAGAUGAUCCAUACGAGGAGAUGUUCCUUUAUGUUAAUAAAGCAAUAUCUGCUGACGAGACUGACUUUUGGGAGAAGAGUUAUCUAUUAAGGCAAGUACAGUAUCAAAUGUUAGAUGUUGCGACCUCUGCCUCAGUGACAAUCAACAAAAUCGAGAAGUCUGCUGGAUUACCCCCGCCUACUUGGAGGGCUUUUGCAUGUUCUGUUUCUGCGUGGCUUAAGAGGUUGCGUGAUAUUGCUUUAAAGAAGGAAAUGAAGAUAAGAGAAGAUGGCAUUAGUACAACCCCUACGUUAUUGGGAUUGGCCACUUCUUUGUGUAGUCUCCGCUCAGGUGCUGAGUAUCUGUUGCAAAUAGUGCAUGGUGCCAUCCCACAGGUGUAUUUUGAGUCUAAUUCGUCUCUUCCUGCUGCUUACUUGGCUGUUCACGUCCUUGACCAUCUUUACAAGAAGCUGGAUGAAGUGUGUCUAGUGCGAGGUGGUGAGGAGGAAGAUUACCAGAUGCUUCUUUAUUUAUUUAUUGGAAGUAUAUUGCCGUAUAUUGAGGGUCUUGAUUCUUGGCUUUUUGAAGGAACACUAGAUGAUCCAUACGAGGAGAUGUUCCUUUAUGUUAAUAAAGCAAUAUCUGCUGACGAGACUGACUUUUGGGAGAAGAGUUAUCUAUUAAGGCAAGUACAGUAUCAAAUGUUAGAUGUUGCGACCUCUGCCUCAGUGACAAGUUUUAUGAAAGGAAAGGAAUGUGGCAAUAAAGACCUUCAAUCAUGUCCAUUGUUUAUUAAGGACAUAGCUAAGUCUAUUGUUUCUGCUGGAAAAUUGUUACAGCUGAUCCGGCAUAUUCCCAUGACAUCUUCAGUUGUAUAUAGAAACGGAAAUGACUCUGAGGUUGAUGGUUCUGGAAGUUUUAAUAAAGGUAGAGACAGAGCCACAAGAGCACCUUCAACCAAGUCUGAGGCUACAACCGCCGAAGAGCCAAAGGAAACAACACCACCCGUAGAAGCAGAAAUCGAGAAACCAGCUGCUCCCGAAGCCGAGGCUUCAGUUUCGGUUGAAGUUGAGACCAAGGAGGAGGUGGCAGAAGAACCAAAGGCGGGCGAGGCAGCUGAGGUGGAGGAGCCAACAGUAGAAACGGAGACAACAGAAGCAGAAGAGCAUUUAUGCACCUCGGAUUCUGACGGUCACUACCAGAACCAUUUACAGAGUUUGUUGCGAAAGCAUACUAAGUUUGACACUGAUCUGCACCUUUUCACUCAGAGUCUCCUCAGGUCUCAACCUCCGUUGUUGAGCCAUACAACAGCGAAGCAGAAGCAGAACUCUGCUGAUGGAGUGCUACUAAGUUUUCCUGAUUCAUUGAUUGUAUCCCUCACCAAAAAUCACGACUUAAAUGGAAAUGAGCAACCUAAGAUGGCUUCCCUUCCCUCAACUCCUCAUAAAAGUCGUGUUCAGAGCUUUGGAAUGGAUGGACUUGAUCAACUAAACUUCACAUAUAAGGUCUCUUGGCCACUUGAACUUAUUGCAAACGCGGAGGCAAUCAAGAAAUAUAACCAGGUCAUGGGGUUCUUGUUGAAGGUUAAGCGAGCAAAAUUCGUACUUGAUAUAGCUCGAAGGUGGAUGUGGAAGGGUAGAGGCAGUGCCGCAAACAACCACAAGCGUCACUGGUUAGUGGAGCAAAAACUUCUCCAUUUUGUCGAUGCUUUUCACCAGUAUGUGAUGGACAGAGUAUAUCACAAUGCAUGGCGUGAGCCAUGCGAAGGUAUGGCAGCCGCUCGAUCUCUGGACGAAGUCAUAGAAGUACAUGAAUUGUACUUGUUGACAAUUCAGCGGCAGUGCUUUGUAGUUCCAGAUAAGCUGUGGGCUCUCAUAGCAAGCAGGAUAAACAACAUCCUGGGAUUAGCAUUGGACUUCUAUUCUAUACAACUGACGCUCAGCGGCGGAACAGUUUCUGCAAUUAAGGCCAAAUGCGAAAUGGAAGUCGAUCGUAUUGAGAAGCAGUUUGAUGAUUGCAUUGCUUUCCUGCUCAGAGUGCUUUCGUUCAAGCUCUACGUCGGGCACUUUCCUCAUUUAGCAAAUUUGGUUACUAGGAUCAACUACAAUUACUUUUACAUGUCGGAUGCUGGAAACCUAGGGACUCUCCCGAGCUCGGAAAAUGUUGCUUCGAGGCUGGGGAAGGCUUUUCUAAGCAGAACAGAAUGAUUGCAGUUAAGGAUUUUAGUUUAUUUAA
This is a messenger RNA of Pyrus x bretschneideri (Chinese white pear), 2668 nucleotides long. Its product is annotated as spindle pole body component 97-like. Gene Ontology annotation, biological process: mitotic cell cycle; meiotic cell cycle; cytoplasmic microtubule organization. Gene Ontology annotation, cellular component: equatorial microtubule organizing center; gamma-tubulin complex; spindle pole. The record is from RefSeq and is a predicted model, not a curated record. The transcript is spliced from 5 exons. NCBI's taxonomy places the organism in Eukaryota, Viridiplantae, Streptophyta, Magnoliopsida, Rosales, Rosaceae. The annotation marks the transcript as partial. Gene Ontology annotation, molecular function: gamma-tubulin binding; microtubule minus-end binding.